Messenger RNA from Orbicella faveolata, 3258 nucleotides. RefSeq names its product transcription factor 24-like. Gene Ontology annotation, molecular function: protein dimerization activity; RNA polymerase II transcription regulatory region sequence-specific DNA binding; DNA-binding transcription factor activity, RNA polymerase II-specific. Gene Ontology annotation, biological process: developmental process; regulation of transcription by RNA polymerase II. NCBI's taxonomy places the organism in Eukaryota, Metazoa, Cnidaria, Anthozoa, Scleractinia, Merulinidae. The record is from RefSeq and is a predicted model, not a curated record.
AAUUUCACAAGUUCAUUCGUGUAAGGACAAGUAGGGCACGCAAAAUUGGUGCGUAGUCCGAAGUCCCGCCUCUAUUUUUGUUUUCCAUCACAAAAUCUUCAUUUGUACCGGUACUAUAUUAUCACCGUUGCUCAGAUCUGCAGGUCUGAUAUCGCCAGUUAUAGCCCCAAAGCAACUGAGUGGAUCAAUGUCUGGUAUUUAAGGUAACAAAAGGUUCACUCCUUGAAGUGAGGAAAAACAGAAUACUCUGUGUCCCUCUGUCGAGUGAUCUGGCUGACUGUGUCACAGAUCAACAAUGUAUUAAGUUAAUUUUCGAGGAGAAACAGAUCUUUGGCAGCCCCAAACGGAAUGAAAGACAAAAGCUUCUUAAGCAAAUAACAGCACAUACGUUUUAAUAUUACACAUAGUAUAGACACGCCUUUUUGCACUGUCAUGCCUAAUUUGUUCGCUAGCGGCUUAUUCCCGAUAAGGUUAUCCUUCUAAAAUGAUCCACUUUUGUUUUUUAAGAAGCGCGCGACAAGAUAUACUGUGUUUCCUUGGAUGAGCUUUCUCUUGCAACUAGCAAGCGGGUCCAGCCGUAUUAUCAAUCUCCAAAACCAAGCUAAUCUCGUUCUAAAAAAGUUCCUAGCGAUCAGGGUCAUCGAAUAGUGUUCCGCAGAAAGUUUGGGCUCGCCAGCUGUUGAGAGCAUUUAGCGAUAAAUCGAUCGUUUUCCCUCAUCGUUGUUGAAACUUGAAGAACAUUCGCUUUUCUAACGUAGGCAGCACUCGAUUUCCGCAAGCAAAUCGCAAAUUUAUUGCGCUCCAAUAAAAUGCUCAUCAGUAAACUGCAACAUUAAGCUAACUUCACGCCAAGGCAAUUAACGAGCGCUUAAUUUGCGCGAUCAUUACAGAAGAAAUGAAUUUCAAAUCAUGACUGGGCAAGGAAUUCCGCCAUAACUUGGAUAACAUCUGAUCUCCAGGCGGCAAACGCUAUCAAGAUUUAAUUAACCACGUUAUCAAGACUUUGCACACGUAGGUAUGAAGCGCUCAGAGCACACUGUCUUCAAACUGGGAGGUAUUUAGGGAUUAUAUUCCACACAGAAGCUCUAACGAGACGGAGCCUCUUGCGCACCAACUUGCGGGAAACAAGAAAACGUUUUUCUUAACAGUAAGGGCUGCAAACCAUGGGAAAGUACAAUCCUGCCAUCGCGCCCACAACGGACAAACAGGUACCGCGGCGGCGUCGAAAGGGAAGUUCAGACACUCCGUCCCCUAACGCGCUGCGCGAAAGGGUACGUGCGCAAAACAUGAAGAGGGCGUACUUGAAUCUGCAGAAAACACUACCGCAAGUUCCACCUGAUACCAAGUUACCGAGGCUUAAUAUCCUGUUAUUGGCGAUCGAUUACAUUUCCCAUCUUCGCGGCGUCCUGCACAACGACGCUCCUGAAGAGGACCACUUCCCACAGAGCCCCGAGGAGAAAUGCGGCAUGUUUAGACCGUUCAUUGAGAAGUGGCCAGUCAGAUGCCAGCUGUUGUCCGAGUUUUUGAAGCCACAACUUAACGAGAAACAACUAAGACAGCAAAUUGCAGUGAAGGAGAAGUAGAGGGAAAAGUUGUCGGUUGGGAAUGUUGGAAAAAUGUGUCCUAAAACGAACUGUAUCGUCGUUUCUUCGUAGCGAGCGCUCCAAAGCGUCUGUUUUCUCUCUUGAAUAAACUAUUUUUGUAGUAUUGAAAUCCCGACUUAACCUUUAGGCCGAGAGAUGAAGAUACAAUUCACUUUUUUCCGUAUUCCCCUGAGCCUUGAAGCCAAAUACUUAUUAAGGCAAUUCGUAUAUCUGGGAAGAAGUCAAAGAGCGAGAAACCUAUCUGUUCACUCAUCAUCCAAAAACAAACAUAUUUCUUUUCGUGAAACAAUACAGCUUGACGUGCUAGUAAUAACGAUUUGCAUUUAACUUAUACGACCUAUAAAUGUCAAACGCAGUUGCAACGUUUAUUUUGUUUAUAGUUCUUCGUCAUCCAUUUUCAACUUUUUAAAUUUAGUUUACGUGUAACUAAACUUGUAUCUGCCACUUUCUUAUGAACUUGGAAUAAGUUUGUGAAUAAAUAAGCAGUGUAAAAUAAACGCCCUUCUUGGACCUUGCUUGAGUAAUACACGUUUUUCCAGGUAUAAAGUGUUGAUUGUCUUUUUGAGAGAAAUCUCAAGAAAGACUGACGUAUCGACAAGAGGUACCGGUGCCGAGAAAUAAUUACUUCUCAUUUAACCUGACAGGUUCUUAAAAUCGUGAUCAGUUUUCAACUGACCUCGCUUGUGGCAAGCUUUGUUGAAGUCCCUAAGAGCGUCCCGCACCGCUAUAACUGAACAACAGUCUGUCUCCAAAUCAAUAUCGCUACUGAGAAAGACUACUAAGCCAGUCCGGUUCAGAUUGUAUGCCACUGGGUAACGUCUUCGCACAAGUUACUAAGUGGACCAGAGACAGACAGACAAACAAGACAGACAGACAGACAGACAGACAAGACAGAUAGACAGUCAGACAGACAGACAGACAAACAAUAAGACAGACAGACAGUACCAGUAUAGACAGUACCAAUGGACCAUUAGACUCUGUCUACUGUCUGUCAUUGUGUAACAUCUGCAUGCGUACACGUAAUUCAGUGGACCAGACAGACAGCAUCAGUAGACCAGUAGACUCUAUCUACUGUCUGUCAUUGUGUAACGUCUGGGUACAAGUAACUCAAGAUUGUUCAGUUUUGUUACGUUGUGUUCUUCUUUGCGUUCUUCCCCACGGAUUUUCGAGCAAAAGUAGAGACUGCUCGCAGUUUACGGACAGACAGUACCAAUAGACCAGUAGACUCUAUCUACUGUCUGUCACUGUGUAACGUCUGUGUAAAUUAAUUGGACCAGUAGAUUUUUUAAAAAAACCUUCCUCCAACCAAGCUCAAACUGCUACUUCUCCUUAAUGGCUGCCAUGCAUUUUUUUCAAAGUUAGUUAAUUGUGAAAAGCUGGCAGCAUGAGGAGCUUGAAUUGGUCAUGGCUCCUGGUCAAGGAUGCCACAGGUAAAGAAAUGGUCAGGGAAAAGUCAGAGAAUUUUAUUUUGAAUCAGAAUUUUGAAGAAAAGCCAGACAACAUUGAAAUUAUAACACUGCUGAUUUCAUACCAUUGAAGGCUGAAAAAAGCAUUUCAGGUCACUGUGAUCUCAGCAAUGUUUGUACUUAACAAAAGGGUUAAAUUUGCAAGUGAAAAUAUGAAAGAUCAUAUAUUUGAACUGCGGAGAAAGAGA